Molecule: messenger RNA, 272 nt
Organism: Chiloscyllium plagiosum (whitespotted bambooshark)
Lineage: Eukaryota; Metazoa; Chordata; Chondrichthyes; Orectolobiformes; Hemiscylliidae
Source: RefSeq, a predicted model, not a curated record
GUGACACCUUAUUUCAAAUGGCAGAGGUUCAUCGGCAGAUCCAACUCCAAAUGGAGGACAUGGUGAGAGUAUUCCACUCCGAGUUACUGACACAGCUGGAGCAGAAGUUGGAACUAGAUGUGAAAUAUUUAAGCGCAGCACUGAAAAGAUACCAGCUGGAAAUCCGGACCAAGACGGAAUCCAUCGCGAAGUCUCACUCAGAACUUCGGAAACUAAGGAGGAGGAGUGGGAUAAGCAAAAACCCACAGAAAUACUGUGAUCGGGAAAUGCAG